This is a messenger RNA of Drosophila sulfurigaster albostrigata, 3662 nucleotides long. RefSeq names its product pleckstrin homology domain-containing family G member 5. Gene Ontology annotation, biological process: Rho protein signal transduction; endothelial cell migration. The transcript is spliced from 12 exons. Lineage: Eukaryota; Metazoa; Arthropoda; Insecta; Diptera; Drosophilidae. Gene Ontology annotation, molecular function: guanyl-nucleotide exchange factor activity. The coding region runs from base 173 to 2815 and encodes 880 amino acids. Gene Ontology annotation, cellular component: axon; endocytic vesicle; plasma membrane. The record is from RefSeq and is a predicted model, not a curated record.
CUCUGCUCUUCGAUGCUCUCAAUCUGGAGGAUGGUUCGGCGAGUCGUCGCUGCGCUCUGUGUGCUCAGCCCGUGACUCGUGCGAAUAGCCUCAAGCGUGGUCCUCAGGAUUGCGUCGACAGCGCCGGGAAACCCCAAAAACAGCUGAAAUCAAAAAAGUCUCACCCACUUGGAUGGCCUCGACACGGUGGUGCCAUGCCAUCACGAAGCAGCCGCACCCACAACGACAACGACGACGACGACUGCCCCCCGGGACUCUGAUACCGCCUCUCGAUUCCUUUGGCCACCAACAGCAACACCAGCAGCAACAGCAGCGGCUGCUGGCGUCCUCCUCCUCCUCCUCGACCCACGAGAAACCGGCAUCGAGUGCGGAAUACUUUUCGGUAUCCUUUUGCCUGGAAACACCGCAGUUGCCCGACGAGGAAUUCAUUCCCGCGAUCAAGGGCAGAACUCUGCAGCAUGCACUUAGACAGGCAUUGGACAGACGGAACCUGAGCUUCUCCCAGAUCACGGUCACCGACAGCAAUCCCAGCCUCAGUCACCUGGACACGGGUGCAGCGAGUAGUUUACUGGACGAGCACACCGACGUGGAGAGCUUGGCUGGACAUCAUCUGGUGGUCACCGAGCGUGACAACAGUCGCAAGACUCUGCAGAAAGCGGCUUCAUUUGGUUCUCGUCAACGACCACCGCGUCUGCUCUCCUCCGCCUCGACAGAGGAGACCAGUGAAUCGACGGGCAAACAGAUUAAGCAGCGUUGGUCUUCCAUAUUUGGCAUCAAAAAUCCACAGCAGAGUCAACUGUAUGAGCUGCUGAACAACUUUGCCAAGAAUGGUGUGCCACAGCGUCCCGAUGCUUUGGGCUUUGAGCAUGCAACGCUCUCGGACUCGUUGGACUAUUUGCAGAAUAUGGACAAGACAUGGCGGGAUUUUGUUGACAGCGAGGCGAUGAGUGAUAGCGAGAUUAAGAUACAAACUGCCAUCUGGGAACUGGUCACCACUGAGGUUUACUACAUACACGCAUUGCAAACUGUGACAGAUCUCUUUCUCGCCUGCUUGGAGGCGGUGCAAGAGGAACGCCUGCUGAUUGAGGUCGAUCAGCAUCGGUUGUUCUCCAACAUACGUUCCGUCUGCGAGGCAAACAUCAAGUUCUGGACACUCUGGCUGUAUCCAAUGGUGGCGCACAGCGUGCGGACACGAGAGCCACUCAAGUGCGCCUUCUUCCAGGAGGGCUUCAUAACGUUUGCCUCCACAUUUGCGCCCUACAAGGUCUACUGUGCAGAGCAGAGCACGUGUCAAUUUUACUGCAAGGAGCUGAACCAGAACAAUGCUCUAUUCACCGCUUAUUUGGCCUGGUGUGAGUCCCAGAAGAUGUGCAAUCGCCUACGCCUGGCCGACAUUGUGGUGCGUCCCAUGCAACGUCUGACCAAGUACAGCUUGCUGUUGACCGCCAUACGCAAGCAAAUGGAUGAUGUGGAGGAGAUCGAGGUGAUGGAUAUUAUGAUACACAGCGUGGAGAAUUUUGUGGGCAGUGUGAACAAUCAUCUGACCAUGCGGCAGGAGAGCGAACGCCUCAAAGGCGUCAUGGCGCGUAUUGAAUCCUACGAAGUGGUGGACACCAACAACGAGGUGCUGGACAAGCUGAUCAAGCAGCACAGCCAAAUGUUUGAUUUGUGCGCUCCGAUGCGAGGCUGUCCCGCCUAUCAGGUGCGUCAUCUGUUCAUGGAGGGCGAUCACAAGUUCAAGGACAACGUCAGCAAGAGUGAUGUGCACUGUUUUCUGCUGACCGACAUACUGCUCGUGUGCAAAACGAUUGCCCGCAAGGGAUUGGGUGCUCUUAAGGUUAUUCGACAGCCAUAUUUAACGGAUCAUUUGAUUGUGCAUCUGGCGCCCAAUAAUACGCUCAAUUGUGUGUAUCUCAAUGAGUUCCAUGUGGCAACCACAGCGUUUACGCUGCAGUGCACGGAGGCCAAGAACUGGUACGAUGCCCUCUGGCGGGCCAAGACCAUCUAUCAAAGACUGAAGCGCGGCAUUAGCGGCAAUGGCGGUGAUAGCUUCCGCUUUGGAGGCAGUGCAGCGAGUGCGGCCACUGGCGAUUCGCUGGGUGUGCGCAAGUCGCCCAUCAAUUCGUCCAUGUGCAGUCAUGUGUCCAGUGCCAACAACAGUCACAGCGGCAGCGUCGAGUGGAACGAUUCACGCAACAUAUCCGUCGACUUUGAGAAGACCAACUCCCUCUCCAGCGAUGAUGGAUUCAGUUUGAUGGCUAAUCAUGGGCAGCCAUCGAAGGGUAAACAGCAUUUGUUUGCCGGUUUGCCCAAGCCAAAGAUUGGCACAAUUUCCUCCACGUCAAACAACACGCUGUCCGUGCAGCCCGUCAACCAUUUGGGCCAGAGUCUGCCCAACUUGAGCAUACCGCACAGUCAGACUAACAACACCUUGCUUGUGCCGGGCACAACAACUAGUCACUCGGGCAACUUAUUGUUAUCGCCCAGUCACCGCGGCAUUUCGUAUCCGCCACCGAGCCCAACUAGAGUGCCUCUGCGACGUGGCAUGGCCUUCUCGACGUCAACGAAGAACCCACCCCUGCUGAAGACACGCAAUAUCACUUCUCAGAACAGUAUUAACUGGCAUCAGAUACCCGCCACGCCCACACCGCCCAGUCCGCGAUCGCACCACAACUCGCCCGGCAGCACCGCCCAAGGCUAUGAGGCAAUCGGUGGUCCAAGUGUUGGUGGCCCGCCGCUGCUCCAGAAGCAGAUCUCCCAUCAGACGCCGUUGCAAAGUCUCCAGCGACACCCAAGCAAUGAAACAGACGUUUAACAAUUUUACAAUUUCAAUACAUAUAUCAUCAAUGCAAUGCAAAAGCUUUAGCUAAACACAGUGAACAGUGAAGAGAAUAGAAUACACUUUUUGGGUCCAAAAUAAGAUACAAAUACAAAGUAUAUAUACACCUACAUACAUACAUACAUACAUAUUAUAACUUACAUUCCAAAAAAACAAAAGUAUAUUCUAUAUACAUAUGUGCUCCCCAUUCCCAUUGUCUAUCCAAGUCUACAUACAUAUCUAACAUAGAAAUCGAUAUAAUGAAAACUAAAAACAAAACAAUUCUUAGAAGCUAUACGAAUGGUACUCUUCCAAAUAAAGAAAAAGACAUUGACAGCAAACACACAUUUUCUAAAUCAAUGAACAAAUAUGCCAUACACAUAACCAACAUUUAUAAUAUGUUACAAUAAUAUGUAUAUAUACAUACAAUAUAUAUAUAUGAUAAGAUAGCAGUUAUAUACAUAUUGAUUAUACCAUAUACUACGUUGACCACAUCGAUCGAUCGAUCAUCGAGUCCGUCUGAAAACUUUUUGAAUUCAACUUGAAAAGUUCUUAAGUAAGCGGCCAUAUCAGACUACCAUAUAACAUAUAUAAAGAUUUCUCCAUAUACUAUUUGCCAUUUGAAAUGUGAAAUUUAGUUUACUGUUGGACAGUUUUUAAUUAUUUGUAGUAUAACUAUUUUAAAAGCGCAACAAGAGACAACAACAAAGUUACAAAAAAAGAAUAAGUAAAUAUGAUUAUAUGUAGUGCUGUAGUUGGGUUUUAAUGUAGACCUAGACAGAGGGGAUCUUCCAUUUAAGCACUCUCGUUUUUAGUUAAACAAAGACAUAGACAUAGAAAUAGA